This is a messenger RNA of Sinocyclocheilus grahami, 852 nucleotides long. Its product is annotated as gamma-aminobutyric acid receptor subunit alpha-1-like. The record is from RefSeq and is a predicted model, not a curated record. Gene Ontology annotation, molecular function: GABA-A receptor activity; extracellular ligand-gated monoatomic ion channel activity. NCBI's taxonomy places the organism in Eukaryota, Metazoa, Chordata, Actinopteri, Cypriniformes, Cyprinidae. Gene Ontology annotation, biological process: monoatomic ion transmembrane transport. The coding region runs from base 82 to 852 and encodes 256 amino acids. The transcript has 8 exons. Gene Ontology annotation, cellular component: membrane.
AUCCCUGGGAAAGUCGCGGAAUUUUGCCCAAAUAUAUCCCGUGCGAUCUGAGUGUGGGCACCACGGAGAGAGCUUCGGCGAAUGAUCAAGUGGGGAUUCAUCCUUUGGAGAAUGAUGUGGGGUGGAAGAGGAGCAGCUUGGCUUUGGAUUUGGGCCUGUUUACUGGUGACCAGCGUUUUGGCUGGAAAAAGCUCCAGUCAAAGCGCAGAUGAGCAGAAAGACAACACCACAGUUUUCACCAGGAUUCUGGACAGCCUCCUCGAUGGCUACGACAACCGUCUCAGGCCUGGACUCGGAGAGCGUGUAACCGAAGUCAAGACUGACAUUUUCGUGACGAGUAUUGGGCCGGUCUCGGACCACGACAUGGAGUACACCAUCGAUGUGUUCUUCAGGCAGAGCUGGAAGGACGAGAGGCUGAAGUUCAAAGGUCCCAUGGCUGUGCUCCGUCUCAACAAUCUCAUGGCCAGCAAAAUCUGGACCCCCGACACGUUUUUCCACAACGGAAAGAAGUCAGUCGCCCAUAACAUGACCAUGCCUAACAAACUUCUGCGGAUCACAGAGGAAGGAACUCUGCUUUACACCAUGAGGCUUACAGUCAGAGCUGAAUGUCCGAUGCAUUUGGAGGACUUCCCAAUGGACGCCCAUGCAUGCCCUCUCAAAUUCGGCAGCUAUGCCUACACAAGGGCUGAGGUGGUGUACGUUUGGACGCGAGGGGCAGCGCAGUCUGUGGUCGUGGCUGACGACGGCUCUCGGCUCAACCAGUAUGACUUGAUGGGACAGACAGUGGACUCGGGUGUGGUGCAGUCCAGCACUGUUCAGAUGGAGGCCCUGUUAAACCUUCUAGUCCUGUGA